Molecule: messenger RNA, 13999 nt
Organism: Sciurus carolinensis (gray squirrel)
Lineage: Eukaryota; Metazoa; Chordata; Mammalia; Rodentia; Sciuridae
Gene: Ago2
Product: argonaute RISC catalytic component 2
Exons: 19
Coding region: 124-2706 (860 amino acids)
Biological process (GO): regulation of DNA-templated transcription; regulatory ncRNA-mediated gene silencing
Cellular component (GO): RISC complex
Molecular function (GO): protein binding; RNA binding; endoribonuclease activity, cleaving siRNA-paired mRNA
Source: RefSeq, a predicted model, not a curated record
CCUGUUUGGCGACGCGGCCGCGCCGGGGCGGAUCGUGCGGCCGGCGGCUCCCUCGCGGCUCGCGGCGUCGGGGCCCGUGGCGCGGCGGCCGGCCCUCGGCCCCGGAGCCUCGGCGGCGCCACCAUGUACUCGGGAGCCGGCCCCGUGCUUGCGCCUCCUGGGCCCCCGCCACCGCCCAUCCAAGGAUAUGCCUUCAAGCCUCCACCUCGACCUGACUUUGGGACCUCGGGGAGAACAAUCAAACUCCAGGCCAACUUCUUUGAAAUGGACAUCCCCAAAAUUGACAUCUAUCACUACGAAUUGGAUAUCAAGCCAGAGAAAUGCCCAAGGAGAGUUAACAGGGAAAUAGUGGAACAUAUGGUCCAGCACUUUAAAACACAGAUCUUUGGGGAUCGGAAACCAGUGUUUGAUGGAAGGAAGAAUCUUUACACAGCCAUGCCCCUUCCAAUUGGGAGAGAUAAGGUGGAGCUAGAGGUCACGCUGCCGGGAGAAGGCAAGGACCGGAUUUUCAAGGUGUCCAUCAAGUGGGUGUCCUGCGUGAGCCUGCAGGCCCUACAUGACGCACUCUCGGGGCGUCUGCCCAGUGUCCCUUUCGAGACGAUCCAGGCCCUGGAUGUGGUCAUGAGGCAUUUGCCAUCCAUGAGGUACACCCCCGUGGGUCGCUCCUUUUUCACUGCCUCAGAGGGCUGCUCCAAUCCUCUUGGUGGAGGCCGAGAAGUGUGGUUUGGCUUCCAUCAGUCGGUCCGACCUUCUCUUUGGAAAAUGAUGCUGAAUAUAGACGUAUCGGCGACAGCAUUUUACAAGGCGCAGCCAGUGAUCGAGUUCGUUUGUGAAGUUUUGGAUUUUAAAAGUAUUGAAGAACAACAAAAACCUCUGACAGAUUCCCAAAGGGUAAAGUUUACCAAAGAAAUUAAAGGUCUAAAGGUGGAGAUAACGCACUGCGGGCAGAUGAAGAGGAAGUACCGUGUCUGCAACGUAACCAGGCGGCCUGCCAGUCACCAAACGUUCCCACUGCAGCAGGAGAGUGGGCAGACGGUGGAAUGCACAGUAGCCCAGUACUUCAAGGACAGGCACAAGCUGGUUCUGCGCUACCCCCACCUCCCAUGUUUACAAGUCGGACAGGAACAGAAACACACCUACCUUCCCUUGGAGGUCUGUAACAUAGUAGCAGGACAGAGAUGUAUAAAAAAAUUAACAGACAAUCAGACCUCAACCAUGAUCAGAGCGACUGCCAGGUCGGCACCCGAUAGGCAAGAAGAGAUCAGCAAAUUGAUGCGAAGUGCAAGUUUCAACACAGACCCGUACGUCCGUGAAUUUGGAAUCAUGGUGAAAGACGAAAUGACAGACGUGACUGGGCGGGUCCUGCAGCCGCCCUCCAUCCUCUAUGGGGGCAGGAACAAAGCGAUUGCCACCCCUGUCCAGGGUGUCUGGGACAUGAGGAACAAGCAAUUCCACACGGGCAUCGAGAUCAAGGUGUGGGCCAUUGCCUGCUUUGCACCCCAGCGCCAGUGCACGGAAGUUCAUCUUAAGUCCUUCACAGAGCAACUCAGAAAGAUCUCAAGAGAUGCUGGAAUGCCUAUCCAGGGCCAGCCGUGCUUCUGCAAGUAUGCCCAAGGAGCGGACAGUGUGGAGCCCAUGUUCCGGCACCUGAAGAAUACCUACGCUGGUCUGCAGCUGGUGGUGGUCAUUCUGCCUGGCAAGACCCCUGUGUAUGCUGAAGUCAAGCGUGUGGGUGACACGGUGCUGGGGAUGGCCACACAGUGCGUGCAGAUGAAAAAUGUGCAGAGAACCACACCACAGACCCUGUCCAACCUCUGCUUGAAGAUCAAUGUCAAGCUGGGGGGCGUCAACAACAUCCUGCUGCCCCAGGGCAGGCCUCCAGUGUUCCAGCAGCCCGUGAUCUUUCUGGGAGCAGAUGUCACUCACCCACCUGCAGGGGACGGGAAGAAGCCUUCAAUUGCUGCAGUCGUGGGCAGCAUGGAUGCACACCCCAACCGCUACUGCGCCACUGUGCGUGUGCAGCAGCACCGGCAAGAGAUCAUUCAGGACCUGGCCGCCAUGGUGCGUGAGCUGCUCAUCCAGUUCUACAAGUCCACACGCUUCAAGCCCACCCGCAUCAUCUUCUACCGCGACGGCGUCUCCGAAGGCCAGUUCCAGCAGGUCCUUCACCAUGAACUGCUGGCCAUCCGUGAGGCCUGCAUUAAGCUGGAAAAGGACUAUCAGCCGGGGAUCACGUUCAUCGUGGUGCAAAAGAGACACCACACGCGGCUCUUCUGCACUGACAAGAACGAGCGGGUUGGGAAGAGUGGGAACAUUCCAGCAGGCACAACUGUGGACACGAAAAUCACCCAUCCAACCGAGUUUGACUUCUACCUGUGUAGUCACGCCGGCAUCCAGGGGACAAGCAGGCCUUCCCACUACCACGUCCUCUGGGAUGACAAUCGUUUCUCUUCCGACGAGCUGCAGAUUCUCACCUACCAGCUGUGUCACACAUACGUGCGCUGCACACGCUCUGUGUCUAUCCCGGCGCCAGCCUAUUAUGCUCACCUGGUGGCCUUCCGGGCCAGGUACCACCUGGUGGACAAAGAACACGAUAGUGCUGAGGGAAGCCAUACCUCUGGGCAGAGCAAUGGGCGAGACCAUCAAGCCCUGGCCAAGGCCGUCCAGGUCCAUCAGGACACGCUGCGCACCAUGUACUUUGCUUGACGUGUUCUAGUGUUUAGCGAUUGUGUACCAAGUUGGAUUCACAUGAGACCAGCUACACUCAGACCAACAGACGCCCAGCCCUUCCGUGACAGCCAGCAUCGAACAUGAGACGUCAUUGAUUUUACCAGAUUCUCCAUUUUCCAGAUUGCCUUCCGUCCCAGAUUUCAAACUUGGAUUUUGAACUGCAGACCUGUAUGAGACCCCACUGUCGUAGGAAAUAUGGUUUGCCAAAAUCUAUAAGCUGCUUAUUAAAAUAGAGUCCCGUGUUUCCUAAAAAUCUCCUAAAACCAGUCUAUGAACUCAGGGCUUUAAAACAUUUUUUAAUUUAUUUGGUCAUUCAAUUUACUUGUUUUUAACACAUAAUUCUCUAUGAAAUUGAUGGGCUCAAACUAGCUGUGAAUGUUCUCUGAGAGUGAAAGCAACACAAAACAUUGUGGUUUUAAAGCCUUGAACAUUCUGAUGUUGUCACUGAAGUUGAUUUCCAAGUGGCGUGGUGUGCCUGUGGCCUGGCUGCACGAGCUCCGGCCCCAAGGGCAGUUGACCAUGCGCAGAGUCCACAGGUGUGUCUCACUCUGCCACUGCCUGCCUCUCACAGUGUGAGCUGAGGAGCAGUGGCAGAAGAAGGGCCACAUGUGUUUACAGCAGUGACAUGUCCAGAGAGAUUGGCAGACAAGUGCCAUUUUAAUAACAAUUUAUUUAAAAAGAGAAGAAAGACAAUAUACCGACAGUCUAAUCAUAAGAUUUGUCCUAUAGGACUGUGAUGUUUAUUUUCCAAAGUUUCUAAAGAAUACGGGUCUGUGGUGAUAAAUACAGUACAAUCCUUUUUCACUGUUAUGUCUUUAAUGUAAGAGAAGAAUAUAUAUAUCUGGUUUGCAGUAUUAAUGUGAUAGGUAGAUGCUGUUUUCCUUUUGUUGACUACGGGGUGCUUCUUGUGACCUGUUUUGCGUAUCAGGAGUGUUAGAGCCUAGAGACAGGCCACCUCUUGUGGCUCUUAGUGCUUAAGUACAGGAAUAUGCAACUGACUCCAUGUGACAGCCAUCUGCCCCCAGUGUGGACUGUGUGGCCUGUACCUCGGGAAGGGACUGCGUGUCCACCAGUCACUCGCCACUCCCUCUGCCUCCUCCCCAGUGUGCUGCUCAGCCGAUGAAGCACAAACGGAGUCUAUUUAUUCUUCCAUCGCUGGGAAACACGUUCACCUGUCAGAGUGCACUUCUCCCGGCGUGCAGUCUUGGUAGGCGAGUUUCAUAGGAUCUAUGCACUGAGACAGAAAGCUGCUGCCAGUAGCUCUCCUGGCUGCAGUCGGGGCAGUGGAACCUGCCCUGGGGGGGUCGCCCGUGGCGAGGCCAGCAGAGGGCACAGAGCGCUCUGUUGGGAUUUGCAUCCAGGUCCCCAGAUGUGGGUUUGCCAAUCUAGAAACCAUUGCACUAAGAGCGACACCACAGACGGCUUUGAAGGUGACAGCAGACAUGGCUGUUUGUGCUGAAUGGGCCUGUUGUCCUCGUGCGCAACUGAGACUCAUACCCGUGCUCCGUGUGGACCUUAAGGAAGGGGGCGAGCCUCCCCUGUGCUGCUUUGUGCCCUGCAGGUUUCCUCCCUGCUGAUGUCCCUUCCCCAUCCCUAUGUGACGUUACCUCUGGCACUGCGGUGGAGUGAGGGUCCCAAAGGUGGUGCCUCGUGCUGGAGUAGGCACCUGUCUGCCCCCGCCCUUCUCUCCAGGGUGUUGGGAGUGUUGGUGAGCCCCUGGCAGAGCAUCCUGACCCUGGGCCUGGGCUGGCGGCAGUGACCGGUGGCUGUGGUCUGUGAAGAUGUGUACUCAGUGGGGGGUGUGUCUGUGUGUGCAUGUGGGUCUCUUACUAAUGACAUUAGUCUUUUCUUGCUGUAUCUUUCUUUUACUGUUUUAAGUGACAGCAGCCUCCGCUCUAAGAAGCACUACAGCUGCCUGUUGUCUUAUUGGCAAAUGGCACUUUUUCCUGCUUCCCGAAGGACACAAAUACACUGAGCUGAGCUCACCGGGCACACUGAAGCUGAAGAGGGACUCUUGGCUAGUGAAUUUUUAGAAUCUGAAAUUUAGUUUCAGCCAUUCUUAGAGCCAUCUGGAACCACGUUACCCAAGGCGUUUCUCUACCCCUGUGACAGGAUCUCAGUGUCAGGGAAUGGUGGGUCUUAUUCAAAUGCAGGUACCGAGCCAGCUACAGACCUCCUGGAUCCAGUUCUGGGGAGCAGCGGGACAUCUGCAUUCUAAGCUGUCACUUGCAGCUCUAGAGGAGCUGGGGAGGCAUUCUGAGGCGCCCAGGCACCUGCAGGGAGCUCCUGCUCAGCCAAGCCAGGAGGUGCGAGGAGAGUGCAGGCUGGCCGGAAAUCAGACCUGGUUUUGUUUUGUUUUGUUUCUAGUUUAGUUUUGAUCACUUUGAAGGAUAAGUUUUCUUUGAAGAAGGGUACUUUUUUAUAGCCCUGUGCUUGUUUUGUAAAACUUUUAAUACUAAAAACAUUAACAGACCAAAUGUCCCCAUUUGUCAGCUGCAUCCCUUUGUACAUGUCUGAUGAUUCAGAACUUAAAUGGCUGUAGUCACAAUUUCUCAGGUAAAUAAUUGUUUGAUAACCCCAUUAUCAGCAUACAUUUUGAGACAGUGCAGAGCCUCGAGUGCAGUAGUGCGCCAACCCCGCUCGCUCAUGGAGACCAGGAGGUGCCGCCACUGCUCGGGCUCCCGGAUGGCUGCUUCCUCCCCGGGCUCCUGUGCUCAUGUUCACAUUUGAGGGCUGGCCACUCACUGGCUUUGUCCCCACCCCACUGUUAAGUAAGGUGUGCCUUGCUUUAAGCAAACUGAAUGUGAAGAUGACAAUGUGGAAAUCUGGAUUCAUCUAAAAGAAAAACUGGGAUUUCUCUCAUCUCUUUAAAAGAGGCCUACCAAUUAAUAAUGAUUCUUACUGGGACUCUUCCUAGUGUACUUCAAAAUACUCAUUUCUUAAAAUCAUUAGUGAACUCCCAUUUACCACUGUCCCUUAGACUCAGCAGCUCCUUUCUGUGAUAACUAAGCGAUGCCAGGCCCAGGGGAGAAUUUAAAGGAGAACCCCUGUAACAUCAGCAAAGACCCCAUCCUGUCACCUGGGUGUUGUGAGCUCAGCUUCCUAGCUCGGAAAAAUUUUGUAAGACUGGGUGUGUCGGUGAUUUUUAGAAAGGGGUUGCUUGCUCUUGGCCUGGGUUUCCUGUCUGGAGAAGUCUGCGUGUAAACUUUCUGACAUCCAUUCUAGGGUCUGCUUGGUCUUCUCCAGAUCAGGCUGCUUUGGCCAGGCAGUAUCCUGGCCCAGACUCAGAGGCUCCAGGCCAUCUUCCUGCCCCCACCCACCCCCUGGUGGGUGUGGCUGCCAGCAGGGAGUGAGCUCGGCUUGUGUACAGUGGCCUGAACAGUGCUGUUCCUGUUUACCCCUUUAUUGAGUGCUCAUUAGAAUGAUCAUUUAGGUUCAGUCCCUGCAGUGGGAUUCAGGAUUUGGGGGAAUUUUAUUGUUGUAUGUUGUUUUUAUUGUUGUUAAAUGCAAAUGUUGCUAUUUAUUUUUUUCCUUUCUGCUCUGGUUUGAUUUGGCCAAUGUGGGUAUUCCAGUGCAUGGUACCUGAUGAUAUGGUAGAAAUGAUUUUCCCCAAUUUUUAUAAAUGACCUAAUGUUUACCUUCAAGUUUGCUGGAUGAUUUUAUUUUUGAAAGCCACAAAUGUAGUUUUUCUGGAUGAAUUGUUUUUUUAAUAUACGCAGCUGUGUGCUUUCACAUUGAUCUGCCGGGUGGUUUAAAUUUUUAUUUUUACAAGGCAGUUUUUCAGUCAAAUUAUAUAUUUGAUACAAUAUGUCAAGGGCAGACCAGCCAUGCAUCAUGCAGUGGGACACCAGAGGGUCAGGGGCCUCUGGGGGCUGGUGGCCUCUCCUGGCUGCCCAGGGUCCUGGUAGCACUCAGCUUGUUGCCAGGGCCUCGGGAACCGGGUGGGUCUUUCAGUGCAUCUCAUCUGGCAGACAGUUACAAGGAUCUCUCACGGGCAUUUUCCUGCACCUAUGGACGUUCCGUUAGGCGCUUUAGAUGUUGACCUAAUCAGACAGUGGACAAUCCUGGUGGCCCCGACAAGCCAUAAGAAGCUCUCCUGUGACCUCUCUGACUCAUCUCUUGUGCUCAUGAGAAAAGGAAUGUAUAAGUAGAGACAGACACUCGCCAGCGUUCACAUGCCUCACCUGCAGAAUGCACAUGUUUUAUUUAUACUUCAAGCCCCAUCCCCUCUCCAGCUGCUGUGCCAGCAGUCUCACUGCUGUGACGUGUUUCCAUGUGAACACGGUGCACGUGUGACUCUGUCACGGGGGUGUCCCUGUUACAUGCAUGUUGAUGCUUUUGUAAGGAAAAUUUUUCAGCUCAAAGUAAUUGCACUGAUUUUUUGACAACUUCUUUUUAUCGUGUCACCUUUGCAUCCUGUAAUUGUUUGAAACGACUGUAAAUAGACUCACUGUGGCGAAAAUGAUGAGAAGACAGGAGCUGCUUGGCUUCCGUGCUGCUGCCUUGCGCUUCAGCGUUGCGCCUGAGCGUAGUGCAGGCUCGCCUCGGCCCGCUUCCUGCUCCUCAGCCUCGUGUCUUGACCCUUCGUGAAGGACAGACGACCCUCCUUUGCUUGUGUCUCUGACAGGAAGUUUCCAUCUGCUCUUCUGAUGUCUGCAGAGUCAAACUUACAGGACUGACUGUACACCUUUGGGAAACCUCUUGGUCUGUCCAAUUCCUUGCAUUUGCCAUGGCUCCCGAGAAUGCUUCUUGUAGUUCCAUCCAGCCUUUGGGCAGAAGCGUCUGCGUGGCCCAUGUUAACAGACCUUGGGGGCCUGUCUUACAUCUCUUUGGCCAGCUGUCAGUUUAAAGUCACAAGGUCACUGUCAUGUCAGACUGUCAUUUGUGGCUGCACCCAUAAAUGCCAGAGAGAACUGAAGCCCAGUGUUUGCUCAUAUACCUUGUGUUCUGCUGGAUCCAAGGGAUGUGUUCCAGCUGCCAUGUUUAACUCUGUUUGUGGUCAGGCUACCCAGUAUCAGAUACAGAAAGAAGCUUUUAAACCCAUACGGGUCGUGUGUGUGUGUGUGUGUGUGUGUGUGUGUGUGUGAGAUCAGUGCCAUCACGUUGCCCCAACUUUGCUUCUGUGGUUAUGUCCUGCCAUUUUAUUGUCUCAAGUGAAUGUAUUGACUUAGCCAAGUCACUAACAGAAGGUGGUUUCUGAAUACCUUUUAGUUAAAACAAACAGAUACAGAUAAAAAGCUACCUCUGAAAUCUCAAGAUUCUUAUUUGCUCUUAAGCGUAGCUGUCCACACUGAAAAUAGCCAAAAUGUUGCCUGAAUAAACUGAAUUUGGAACAUCUCUCUGUUCAGUUCUGGCUUGAAAAAGUGUGUGCCAUACUGUGACCAGGGCAGCCCCUCCUCUGCUGUGGCAGUGGACCAGGGACAACUCAGUGCUGUCCAGCUGUGAGGGUCGAGCGCUCUGGGAGGCCAGGCGCAAAGGAAAGGAGGGGCUCCCUGCGCAGUCAGAGUGCCUUCCGCCAGGCGGUCGGGAGCGCCUCCGCAGGGCGCGAGUGUGGAGCUGGGAGCGCCUCGCUCUGCCUGCCUGGGCUUUCCUGUUGAAUGCAAGAGGCACUUGUGUUCUGCUUGCUUCUAAAUGGGUUAACUACGGCUUUCUCUGCUUUCCUCUCCCUUUCUACCCACUCUCUAAAAUCACGAAGGUGCUUUAACACCGACUCUCACGUAAGAGACACCUUUGAGAUAGUUGCAGGGUUUCAAAAGAGGGCAGGCAUGAUUGACCUUUGAUUUUGAUCUGAGUUACUGUCACUCCCUAUUUAAAAAGGAACUAAAGGUUAAAAGCAAAAUGAUCUGUUACAACCCUGGGUCAUUUGAAGACCAUAGCUUGAGUGGAAGGUCCUGCCAGCCACCCUGGGGGUCAUACCUUGCAGGAAGUCUGGCCUGGGAGAGCCAGUGCCGCUGACCAGCCCACACGUGAUCAUCCACUUGGCUGUCAGAAGCGUCAUCCCCACACCCUGCACCGUGGAUCUGCCAGCAUCCCCCCGGCCCGCCUCCCGUCUUUCUGUAGGUUUCUCAUGUUCCUCUGGUCUUGGAGCUUGGCAGUCACUCCAGACCCCUCCCCCAAUUAUUUGGCUUUGGAAUUCUUAAGGGACAGGUGACAGUUCACCAGUGUAGGCGUAUGGUGUGUGGAGGUGGCUCUGUGCUCCCUGUGGCUUUGGCCCUAGCCGUCUGAUAUACCGUUCCCUGGAGAAGUUGCCUGUAACACUGUGGUUUGGGUUGGGAUGGGGUUCAUGCCAUGUGGCGUGCUUUGAUUCUGAAAGAGCCAAGUGCCCUUCUUCACAGUCUAAGAAUGUUUGAAUUCUGCCAUCACAUUGUUCUCUACCCCAGGAAGGUCGGGUGCCUGUGAUGUCCCUGACUUGCCUCCUUGGCUGCUUGACUCCUUGUUGGCCUUGGGUUUUCAGCCAGAGUCCGGUGCUGGGCAUUUGAGAAAACCGUGCAGCACCAGGCCCCCACUGCCCUCGGAUCUGCCUUGCCCCUGCACCGUCUCUAGUAGGCAGAGGUGAUUUCUCCGGCUCGGGGUGUGUGGGAAAGCUUAUUCAGAAGGAAGGCACUGAAGAUCACUGGGUGCUUUUGCUGGCACUUUUCUUCUUGGUUGUGGUGAGAAAUUCAGACAUGUUGGGUCUCUGGAGCCCUUGGUGGUGUGACUGAGGGUAGGUCCUCCCAUUGUCCCUCUCCCUUUGGCGGGGAGGAUGUGUGGAAGGAGGCUGAAUUAUCCCCUAUUUAAAACCUCCUUGGAUUUAGAUAGUUCGGAGUUAAAGCUAAAACACCAAAUAUUGAUUUCCCAUUCUGUUCUUUCUGUAAUUUCAAGGUCCUUAAAACUAGUGAGUUGAUCCCAAGAAUACCUGCGCCACUCACCGGUGGCGGGCAGGGCUGUGAUGCAGACUGCCUGGCAGAGCCAGCUGUGCGCACAGGACCGAGGCCCCUGGGCACCCUGGAGAUUGUGAGAACAGUCUCAAGGGUGGGGUGGGGCAGGCCCCCACCCUGAGAGGCGGGUAGCCCCAGGUCUUCCUCCGGUCUCCACCUGAGUCUGGAGACUCAGUCCCAGACUCUGUGCCUUUGAAAUCUGGUCCUCAGUGUCGUUUUAGAACGGCGCUGGGCAGGGUUUUAAGUGGAAGCAAGCCCGAGUCAUCCUACAAGUCAGCUGCCACUCCCUGCCACCCUCCGCUCCUGCCUGCAAACUGAUGCGGGCUGGCUUCGCUGCAUGUGGCCCACAGGUGGUCCAGGCACCAUCCCUCCCUCGCAUCUGCUACCCUCUGAGGAGCACACCUCUGCUGGGGUUUCAGGAGACUGAUGCAAGACCACCUCUUAGUCAGGCCUUGACCAUGACCAUCAGCAAAGCCUGAUGGUCUUGUUCCCUUAGUGACUCAGCAAGAAUAUCCGUUGUAAUGGACGUAGAUCGUUUAAAAAAAAAAAGGAGUGGGAAUCGUGUUGUGAACGUGUGUGAAGUCCUCAGAUGUAAGGUGCUCUUCGGUCCUUCUGUUCUUACCUUGUUGUUGGCUGUUUCGUGACUUGCGGGGACACCAUUUACUUGGCCUGGUGUCACGAGCUGUGCACACAGGACUCUGCUUUCACAUGCAGUUUCAUCUCUAGCUUUUCCAAGCCAGGUAUUGAGCAGCUUCUUGGUCAGUGGUCUGAUUGGAAACCACCCUCCCUGUCAAGGGAUGAUCUUGUUGGUUUUAAUUGGAGAAAUACUCCAUUGUGUUUAUUUUUAAAAUAUAUGGAAAAGGCCUUUCCCUUGGCAGAGUCACUGGCUGCAGAGGGAUGAUUCAUUAACAGCUUUGGUUCCUCUUCAAAGCCAAAUAGACACACGUGACUAAGAUCCUAAAGUAUGUAGUUUAAUUAGCAUUAAAUUGAAAUUCAAGUCCUAAGUUUGAUAGUGGAUUUUAAUAUAGUUGUUAAAGGUAUGAAUUCAUGUUUUAUAACUGUAGAGGCAAGUGAGUUUUUUAUUUUUUAAAAAGUUUUAAGAGAAUAAUUGUAAGUUUCUGUGUAGCAAAGUGGCUAAUGGCUCAUUAAAUACAAGAAGAGAAUGUAGUAUCUAAAUCCAGACUUUUCUUACCUCCGGUACACUUCAAGAUUACUUGCCUAAUAUGUAUUGAGGGGUUUUAACCCUUAUUUUAUCAAUUUUUCUAGUUUUAUUUUAUUUUUAUAAAAUAAUUGAAAAAGAACCAAAAAUGAAUUCAAAAGUCCCAUGAUGGAUCUUGCCCCUUCUUAAUUUUACCCCAUAAUAAGACAUUUUAGAAGACAUUUUGAAUCAAAAUGUAUUAUGACCAUUUGAAGUUUACUGUUUUCUAAGAAGUUGAGCAGCUAAAGGGCCUCAUUUCAGGUGGCACUCCAUGUGUUGUCCCUGGACUUGGUGGUACCUGCACGCGGAUCUGUGUGAAAAUGUCUCGUGCUUGCGACGUGGAGACCAUGCAGUGCUGUUUGUAAAUUGACAGUUCCUGUACAAAACCGUUAUUUAUAUACGUUGGCCUCUCUGUAUGAUUCUUAAUUUGCUACAUGGAUUGUAUAAUUAAUUAUAAAAUUAUAGUACCUGCUAAAUCCAAUCUGAGGCUUCAUGUCAUUAUCUUUGGUUUUGAUGCCAUUCUGUGUGUCAGGAUGUCCAGUGCUUGCGUGAUGCUAGGUGGUAAUGCCACUUUAAAUUAAGCCUUAAUCAGAUACUAAAUUUGUAAGUUUCAGAGUAUGCAAAAUAGUAGAGUGAGUUUAAACUGUUCCAAUCAAGACAUUAGAUCAUAAGUAAACAAUUUUUUUCUAAGUUAAAAAGGGAAGCAUCCAGUAAUUACCCCCCGCCCCCACCCCCGGUCUGGCUUGGCUCUUGCCCUUGCUUGAUGAAAAUGGACCAUUGUGCAUGUCUGUGGCAGUCAGUCAGUCAGAAGACCUGUUUGAAAGUCUAGAGACUUUUUCAGGGUUGCUUAAAAUGUUUGAUUUAUUUCCCCUCCAGUCUGAGAUUUAGUCAUGCUACUGGAGAGCACGAUUUGGGUGUGGGUCUUACUUGCAAACCUGCGCAUGUUGUAAGCUUCCUGCAGACAGUGCCACCUGUCAUUGCUUCUGCAUACGACGGAAAUGAAUUUAUGUUUUGUAAAAGCAUGAUUCAAUUUAGAGAUAAAAUGGAGGGGACCCAGCUUUCUUUACAAUGUGGAUCUACCUCAGUUAAACAGUUGGGUGCUAUUACUAAGUCUGUCAAAUUAAAUUGGAAAAAGUAACCAAACAGUGAGAUGUUAACUCCACAUGAAACUUGAAAUCAUAGUUUCCGUUUAUUUAAUAAUAUUUUUAUUUAUUUUGUGCCUUUUAUGUUGAACCCUAAUGCAUUUGAAAAAAAUCAGUGUAGAAUUAAGCAUUUUACAUUGCAGAGGGGGAGAAGAGCCCAAGUGGCCAUGGAAUUUGAUAGAUUCCCAGCCAACUGCUGCAGUAUAUCAGAACCCCAACUACCCUCUUGUGGAAAGGAAAAAAUUAUGUCUAAAAGCAAACUUACCAUUUUACAAAUUCCAAACUCUUCUAUGCAUAUAUUUGUAACUAUCACUUCCAUUUUCUGUGCCAAUGAAGGGGCGGCCAAAAAAAAAAAAUCCUUAAGUACUUUCUUCAUUGCUGUUGUAGCCAUUCAUGCCCCCCUCCUCUGGCGUACUCUACCAGAGCUUCUUCAUGAGCAGCAGAUGGCAGAUGGGCUCUGCUGGUCCAUCUCUCCUGGCCCAACCAGUGCCGGUGCUGAUGACCAGGAGCAGAGGAGGGGUGGGCUCGUGGCUGUCUAGAGGCGGGUUUCCACAGCUUAGGACGGCUUCCUGACGGGUAAGAAAAUCAGAUAGGAGAUUGGUGACUUUCCACACUUUUAUAUUUGGCGGUUUACAAUUCUAGACUUUUCCUACUAUGGCAAUCUUUUUUAACUUAAUUCUUUGGAGGUAACACAAUAUUUUGGAGUCUUAAGAAUUUGAUUUUAUACCAAUAAGAAAUAAAAGUUAGGGAUCUUUCCUGUAGUAUAUAGUUUUACUAUUUUAAGGAGAUCUCUGAAUUUUACAAGAGAACCAACAUUCCUUAGUGGCAAAACUUUGAAAGUUGAUUUGGGAGGCUUUUUGCUGUAGGAUCGUAAAAAAAAAAUAAUAAUAAUAAUAAUUCUAGUUUAAAUGUUUUUAAUUUUUUAACUUCCAUCAGGUUGAUACAUAAGCUAUAUUUUAUAAAGAGUUAAUCAUCCUUUAGUAUGCUGCAUAUAAAGAUCAGCGUUGUUGCACUUUCUCGGUAAUAAUAAAUGCCCUACAAUUGGCUCGCCAGGAAGCAUUUCGUUUUCCCCUGACAAGAGUACUCUGGGGGGUGGUGAUUAAAAUCUAUAUAGGUACCUCAAGAAAAAGAACCUGCAUAUGCUGCAUUUUGUUUCUUUAGCUUUUACAUGUAGCAUUUUGUCUUGCUUUGGUUAUUUUGUUUAGAUAUAUGCUUUCUGGACCCCAAUAGACUGUUCAAAGAAAAUUCAGAGUUACUCUUGCUGAGGUAUAGUAUCCUUUUUGAUGCACUGCAAUGUCUGAUUCAGAGGUUGCCCAGACACCUGAGGAAAGGGUGCUACAUGUAGCAGACAGAGAUGUUGCGGAUCCUUUCUGUUCACGCUGCUCUCAAUUCCCUUCUCCAUGUCAUCAGCAGUUGGACACCUUAUUUCUGAGCUCAAAGUUGAAAACCAUGGCAUUUUAGUUUUUCAACACAGACCUCACAGAGUUGCCACUGGGCAAGCGUGUGACCCACAGUGCUGCUGACGGCAGCAGCUGGUCAGCCUGGCCUCUGAAGAGCCAGCCUGUGCCCUUCUUCAUUCCUCAGCACUCACCCCGAGCGAUGGUGGGGGUGGUCUGGAUGGACAAGACCAGCUGGUGAAGGGAGCUAAAUGCUGAGACACUGAGCGCCUACUGUGUUAAGCUGAGCUGGGUCCUUUCAAGUUUGUUUUUACAGCUUACUAGGUUAAUUAGUUUGCACUAUUUUUGCAAUAAAUUCAUGGAAAACCUAACAGUUACUUGUUUUGUUUCUUACUGUGUGUAUAUAAACUAAUAUUAAAAGUUUGGCAUAGUGUUUUUUCACCUCCUUACAUAACCCCUAACAUGCACAGAAUGCUGUAAAUCUGAUAAAAUAUGAUGUGAAUGAUAUUUUAUAAAGUUAUUUUGUAUGGUGUCGAUUUUGUUUUGCCUCAUAGUAUGUCAGCAAAAAAAAAAAACAAAAAACAAAAAAACAAAAUAAAAUUCCUCGUAUUUACA